AUGGUGACCUUUGUCACCACUGAGAAAGUUAAAGAGCGCAUGGCACAAGCUCGGGAUGGUGCUGCUUCUGCAAACUCAGCUUUGCAGAAUAUCAGGAUUGAAACUAUUUCAGAUGGGCUUACAGAUGAUCAAGACAGGAAGAAAAGUUCAGAUACGGAAAUAGAUCUGCUGAAAAAGUUUGGAAGUGUUUCAUUUGAACAUCUAAUAGAGAGGCUCAAUGCUCAAGGCCAGAGAGUCUCUUGCAUAGUCUAUGACUCUUUUCUGGAUUGGGUUCCACUAAUAGCAAAGAAAUUUGUUAUUCCUGUGGCAUUUUUUUGGACCCAGGCUUGUGCAGUUUAUUCCAUUUAUUUAUUUUCAAAAAUAUUUUUACUUAAUAUCUACAUUUUUUUAAUUUUUAGGGAUGAAGAGGAUGAAUCAGGGAAUGAUAUGAAUGUGAAAGUAAUAUCUGAACUUCCAGAAUUAUAUUCAACAGAUCUACCAUCAUUUCUACAAUCUUCAAAUCCCUAUCCAUCUAUUUUGAAGUUGGCACUGGAUCAAUUCAAUAUCAUUUCUCAAGCAACAUGGAUAUUAGAAAACUCUUUCACUGAACUCGAAGUGGCAGAAAUAAAAUCCAUUGACUCAUUCAUUCGAAUUCGAACAGUGGGCCCUCUAGUUCCAUCAUCUUUUCUAGAGGGAAACAAUCCUAAAGACAUAGAUGUUGGUGCACAUCUAUGGAAAACAACAAAUUGCAUGAGUUGGCUCAAUACGAAAGAGGAGUCAACUAUAAAAUAUGUCUCCUUUGGGAGCUUACCCAUUCUUUCUAAAGACCAAAUCCAUGAAAUAGAAUUUGGACUUAAGGCUACUGGUCAUUCCUUCUUAUGGGUAAUAUGUCAAAGUGAUAGUGAAGAAGAAAAUGACACUACACAAAAUUUGCCAAAAGGUUUCUUAGAGGAAAUGAGUGGGAAAGGAUUAGUGGUGCCUUGGUGUCUGCAAAUGAUGGUGCUUUCUCAUUCCUCUAUAGCAUUGUGGAUGGAAUUCAAUGCUAGAGAGCCUUAG
Molecule: messenger RNA, 1035 nt
Organism: Cryptomeria japonica (Japanese cedar)
Lineage: Eukaryota; Viridiplantae; Streptophyta; Pinopsida; Cupressales; Cupressaceae
Product: gallate 1-beta-glucosyltransferase 84A23-like
Exons: 1
Coding region: 1-1035 (344 amino acids)
Source: RefSeq, a predicted model, not a curated record